Sabethes cyaneus is the source of this 846-nucleotide messenger RNA. Its product is annotated as RNA-binding protein 24-B-like. The record is from RefSeq and is a predicted model, not a curated record. Gene Ontology annotation, molecular function: RNA binding. The coding region runs from base 1 to 846 and encodes 281 amino acids. The transcript is spliced from 6 exons. Gene Ontology annotation, cellular component: cytosol. NCBI's taxonomy places the organism in Eukaryota, Metazoa, Arthropoda, Insecta, Diptera, Culicidae.
AUGUUAAUGCAAGUGUCUCAGGACGCGGCCGACGCGCUCGCGCUGGUGCCCUCGGCGGCGACGGCCACCACCGGCGUUCAGCAGAAGGACACCACCUGGACGAAGCUGUUCGUCGGCGGCCUGCCGUAUCACACCACGGACAAAAGCCUGCGGGAGCACUUUUCCGUGUACGGCGACAUCGAGGAAGCGGUCGUGAUAACGGACCGAACGACGAACAAAAGCCGGGGUUAUGGAUUCGUCAUCAUGGGAGACAGAAUGAGUGCCGAGCGGGCGUGCAAAGAACCAAAUCCUAUCAUUGACGGCAGGAAAGCGAACGUGAAUUUGGCCAUUCUGGGCGCGAAACCACGAGGCAACAUCACACCCGGAUUCCCCUUCACAGCGGCAGGCCUACGGACAGGAUAUCCCGUGCUACCGAGCCAGUUCGGAGUUCCACCGUCGUACAUCUACGGAGCGCCAUAUUUCGGAAGCACUGCAGCCGCAGGAACAACGGGAGCGGCAGCCGCCUCGGGAUUGGUGCCGAUUCCAGCCACUCAAUUGUCACACGCCGCUGCAAUCGCGGCCGCUACUAGCCAAUUCUACGAAUAUCAGAAUGCUGUUGCUGCAGCCGCUGCUGCACCCUACCCUGGCCAGUACAGUGGGUUCGAAGCGUAUCCGUACGCCGCCGCUGCCGGCGCUACAGCUGGAGCUGCUGCUGCGGCCGCUCAGUACAUGGCUGCACCGUAUACGUAUGCCACUCUGCCCCAGGCAGGAGCCGCAGCCGCCGGAGCAUUCCCCGGACUGUCGCCAUAUCAGAAUGCGGCCAAUGCUGCGGCAGCUUCCGCCCUGCAGGAGGCUCGACUUCAAUAA